Theobroma umbraticum is the source of this 1959-nucleotide messenger RNA. Its product is annotated as cytidine/deoxycytidylate deaminase family protein. Gene Ontology annotation, molecular function: 5-amino-6-(5-phosphoribosylamino)uracil reductase activity; NADP binding; diaminohydroxyphosphoribosylaminopyrimidine deaminase activity. The record is from RefSeq and is a predicted model, not a curated record. Lineage: Eukaryota; Viridiplantae; Streptophyta; Magnoliopsida; Malvales; Malvaceae. Gene Ontology annotation, biological process: riboflavin biosynthetic process.
AUAUACAGCAGGAGAACAGAAGAAUGGCGCUCACUUUUGCACUCGGACCUUACUCAUCUUCAGUAAUCUGCAGAGCCACCAACAUCAACAAACACUACCACGCGCAAGACUUAUCCUACAUCCGACGCGCCGCUGACAUAUCCGACAAGUCGGCGGGCUUCACCUUCCCGCACCCGAAUUUCGGAUGCGUCAUUGCCACACGCUCAGGUGAGGUGGCCGGGGAAGGGUACCUGUAUGCCCAGGGCACAAAGCCGGCGGAGGUGCUGGCGGUUGAGGCCGCCGGUGAACGGUGCAGAGGCGCCACUGCUUACCUUAACAUGGAGCCAGGAGAUUGCCAUGGGGAUCACACUGCUGUAUCCGCUCUUGUUCAGGCAGGAAUCACAAGAGCUGUUGUUGGAAUCAGGCAUCCUCUGCAGCAUCUGAGAGGCAAUGCCGUACGUGCAUUAAGGAGUCAAGGUUUGCAGGUUGAUGUUCUUGGAGAGGAUAUGCGAAGUAAAAUUGUGGAGGAAGCUCGAAAGGCAUGUCUCCUUGUCAAUUUACCUUUGAUUUAUAGAGCUGCUUCUCGUGUUCCAUUUUCUGUUCUUAAGUAUGCCAUGACCCUUGAUGGAAAAAUAGCUGCGAGCAGCGGUCAUGCAGCAUGGAUAAGCAGUAAGUUGUCUAGGAAUCGAGUGUUUGAAUUGCGGGGUAGAAGUGAUGCCAUUAUAGUUGGAGGAAAUACUAUGCGUAGGGAUGACCCUAGACUGACGGCAAGACAUGGAGGUGGGCAUAUGCCAAUUCGAAUUGUAAUGUCGAAAACGCUUGAUCUUCCCAAGGAAGCAAAUCUUUGGGACCUAUCUGAGGUUUCCACUAUAGUUGUAACACAAAGGGGAGCGAGGAGGAGUUUCCAGAGAUUUCUUGCAUCCAAAGGAGUCGAAGUAGUGGAGUUUGACAUCUUAAACCCUAGGGAUGUAAUGGAAUAUUUUCAUGACCGUGGGUAUCUCUCCAUUUUAUGGGAGUGUGGAGGGACUCUGACUGCAUCUGCUAUUUCGUCUGGUGUAAUACACAAGGUUUUUGCAUUUGUUGCCCCUAAAAUUAUUGGUGGGAAGAACGCGCCUUCUCCUGUGGGUGAACUUGGGAUGGUUGAGAUGUCACAAGCACUGGAUUUGAUUGAUGUUUGCUUUGAGCAGGUUGGAUCUGAUAUGCUUAUCAGUGGAUUUCUUCAGCCUAUACCGGAUUUAACACCCACUGUUCCUUCCGAAGAUGAAACCUUUGCAAUUGACCCAACUGUUAUACCUUUUGAGCCGAGCAUCAUUUUCUUCUAUAAAACAUGGGACCCCUAUGGUGCUUUCUCAAAUUUUUCUCCUCAUCCAAUUCAAAUGCCCGAUGAAGAUGAUAAUUAUGUUACUUGGUCGAGUGUAGAACAUUAUUACCAGGCAAACAAGUUUCUUGGAAUCAGUGAUCCCAUAGCACAGGAUUGCAUUGAAAAAAUAAAAUUGGCAAAAAGUCCAGAGGAAGCAGCACGAAUGGGAAGGUUAACACAGAGGCGGCACCCUAAUCUGGUAAGAUCUGAUUGGGAAAGUGUCAAGAUCGAUGUUAUGUACAGGGCACUGAAAUGCAAGUUCUCAAUAUAUCCUCACUUGAAUUCCAUGCUGCUCUCAACUGCUGGGUCGGUAUUAGUUGAAGCUUCACCACAUGAUCUUUUCUGGGGUGGUGGCCGGGAAGGUGAAGGCCUGAACUAUCUAGGCAGGCUGCUGAUGCAGUUAAGGUCAGAGUUUCUUGGUGAAUCAUCUGCUGCAGGUGAAAGCACAUGCUUAGCUUUAUGAUGUACGGAAAAAGAAGUGAAUAUAAUGCAAGCUAAAGUUAUACCAAUAGACCCUUGUUUGAUUUCUAUGUUGUAACAUUACUGUAGUAUGUAGUAGCAAUAUCCCAUCAUUCUUCACAUUUUAGCCAGCAACCAGAAUAUUAUGCUUUUUUGGAAAA